AUGACACAGAAAGUGGCCGGGACUAUCGGCAUCUCCGUGGAUCCCCGCAGGUGGAACAAGUCUACUGAGUCCCUGCAGGCCAACAUGCCGCAGCUCAAGAAGUACCGCUCCAAGAUCAUCCUCUUCCCCAGGAAGCUCUCUGCUUCCAAGAAGGGAGACAGCUCUGCUGAAGAGCUGAAAUUGGCCACUCAACUGACAGGACCAGUUAUGCCCAUUCGGAACGUCUACAAGGAGAAAGCCAGGGUCAUCACAGAGGAGGAGAAGAACUUCAAAGCCUUUGCUAGUCUCCGCAUGGCCAGGGCUAAUGCCAGGUUUUUCGGCAUCAGGGCAAAAAGAGCCAAGGAGGCUGCUGAGCAGGAAGUUGAAAAGAAAAAGUAAACAUACUUUUGGUA
This is a messenger RNA of Erinaceus europaeus (western European hedgehog), 392 nucleotides long. RefSeq names its product large ribosomal subunit protein eL13-like. Gene Ontology annotation, cellular component: ribosome; cytosolic large ribosomal subunit. The record is from RefSeq and is a predicted model, not a curated record. Gene Ontology annotation, molecular function: structural constituent of ribosome; RNA binding. Lineage: Eukaryota; Metazoa; Chordata; Mammalia; Eulipotyphla; Erinaceidae. Bases 1 to 378 code for a protein of 125 amino acids. Gene Ontology annotation, biological process: translation. The transcript has a single exon.